CCCUCCCUUCCUGCUCGCAGUGGCACUAAGGAGCUGUUGACGCCCAGGUAGACAUUAUCACUUACACUCAUAGCACUUAACCUAGAAAAGUUUUAUGAGAAGGAGAGAGGGUAAAAAAAGCAGUGUUUGCAGGUUAGUCGUCCGGAUAGAUACUCUGCCUGAUCUGGAUUGCUUACACACCUGUGUGGGUGUCACUGGAGAAUGUAGCUGCAGCCUGUUAGCCAAGGCCACAGGACACACAUCAAAAUGGGAGAGGCUCAGAAGGGCUUACUCUCUGUCAUAGAGAAGCUGAAAGGUUCCACGGAGCAAGAGGUCAGGAUAGUGCUGCUGGGUUUGGACAACGCAGGCAAGACCACACUGCUGAAAACCCUCGCCUCCGAGGACGUGAACACCAUCACACCGACACAGGGCUUUAACAUAAAGAGCGUGGCGUCUCAUGGUAUGAAACUCAAUGUUUGGGACAUUGGAGGACAGAGGAAGAUCAGACCCUUUUGGAAAAAGUACCUGGAAAACACGGACCUCUUGAUUUAUGUUAUUGACAGCGCAGACAAGAAGAGGUUUGAGGAGACAGGACUGGAGCUGUCCGAGCUGAUCGAUGAGGAGAAUUUAAAGGGCGUUCCGGUGCUCAUCUUUGCUAACAAGCAGGAUCUGGCAACAGCAUCACCAGCCAGUGAGAUUGCUGAGGGGCUCAACCUGCAUACGUACCGGGACAGAGAAUGGCAAAUUCAGGCCUGCUCAGCUGUGUCUGGGGAGGGAGUUCAGGAUGGAAUGAACUGGAUUUGCAACAACAUUGUGAACAGGAAGAAAUAAAGCACAGUCCCAAACAACACUGACCAGAGUCAAUCAGAGCAUCAGCAUCACACAAUGGGAUUGACUUCGUUUAUUAAUGAUGCACUAAGCUCACCCCAUAGAUUGGAACAACUUUGUUUUUAUGAAUUGUUAUUUUUAUGAAUAUUUUUCCAAAGUAGUCGAUAUAAAGAAGUACCUCUAGCUCUAAAAUGUAUUAGCCUUUUAGGUAUUAUCAUUUUGAAAUGAAAUGUUAGUGUGUUGCCAUACAUUAGUAGUUUGUGUGGGCGUGUCCGUGUGUAUGUGUAAUGUAUGCAUUUCGACAAUAAAAUUAGUCAUUUGUGUUUUGUGUAGCAUAUGUUUUUGAAUCAUAUUUAUACUUCUACAAUCAAAAUGUCCAUAUCUUAGACUUACCACCAUAUUUAGGCAGGAGAGACGGAUUUCAA
Molecule: messenger RNA, 1232 nt
Organism: Cyprinodon tularosa
Lineage: Eukaryota; Metazoa; Chordata; Actinopteri; Cyprinodontiformes; Cyprinodontidae
Gene: arl3l1
Product: ADP ribosylation factor like GTPase 3, like 1
Exons: 6
Coding region: 247-810 (187 amino acids)
Biological process (GO): cilium assembly
Cellular component (GO): cytoplasm; microtubule cytoskeleton
Molecular function (GO): GTP binding; GTPase activity
Source: RefSeq, a predicted model, not a curated record